CUUAAACAGGGCGGAUGUUAUGGACUAUGGUUCACUGGGCUGCACAUUUCUCUGCAGUGCCUCUCUCGAAGAGGCUAUCUCACACGAUUUUCCAAAUCCAUGUAGGAAAGUUUGUGCAUCCUGAUGCAGAAAAAGGACUUGGAUAGUGCUGGAAAAAGCCCAUGGGUCAUCAUUUCUCAACGGGCAUUUGAAUCAUCUGACUGUGACUAACAACAAAUGAAUUGUUGAAAACGAUGGCCUCGUCUUCCCGUGACUCCACAGUGACCAUCAUGCUCCAGAUAUGUGUGAUGUUCUGUUUGCUGUCAGUUGUCUUCUCCCAGUCAACGUAUUCCUCACCCAAGAGAGGUCGCAACAUCACCAUCCACUCCUCCCAGCUGGUCUGCAGUCUGCCAGGACCUGCAGGGCCACCAGGGAACCCCGGAGCCCCUGGAUCACCAGGCGCCAUGGGCCCCAUGGGGUCCCCGGGAAAAGAUGGCCCGGAUGGGAAGGAUGGAGAGAAGGGAUUAAAGGGAGAUAGAGGUGAUCCGGGGAGGCCCGGGAACCCAGGCAAGCCAGGUGUCAAAGGACGUGAAGGUGUUAUCGGCAAGGCUGGACCUCGAGGGUUGAAGGGGCUACGAGGAACACCAGGGGUUGCUGGAAAGCGAGGACUAAAAGGAGAGCUGGGUGGGGUGGGCCAGCAGGGAGCUCCCGGAGGCUGCAACUGUGGCCGUGCAGCCCGAUCUGCCUUCUCUGUGGCGGUGACAAAGAGCUACCCUAAAGAGCGACUGCCCAUCCGCUUCAGCAGGAUCCUGCUGAAUGAGGGGAACCAUUACAACGCCAGCAGUGGGAAGUUUGUCUGCGCUGUCCCCGGGGUGUAUUAUUUCACAUAUGAUAUCACUCUGGCAAAUAAGCACCUGGCCAUCGGCCUGGUCCACAAUGGACAGUACAAAAUCAAGACAUUUGAUGCAAAUACAGGGAACCAUGAUGUGGCAUCUGGUUCUACUGUUCUCCACCUGCUGCAGUCAGACCAGGUCUGGCUGCAGAUCUUCUACUCUGAGCAGAAUGGACUCUUCUUUGACCCUUUCUGGACAGACAGCACCUUCACUGGCUUUCUUAUCUACGCUGACCAGGACUAUCUCAAUGAGGCUGAUAGAAAGGCUAAUGCUCAGGAUGACAGUUAAUACUGAUAUAUGUUUGAUUAUUUUUUAAAUAAUUGGCUUAAAAUCAUGUCAAAAUGUUGUGAAAUCCACUUUUGAAGCGGUUGCUCUGUGACAGUAGGGUUAAAGUUCUGACACCAGGGGGCACAAGUAAACCACAGUUAGGAACCCACUUUAGUGAUUUAAUGUUUAAAGGUCAUGUGUUUUGGUUGCAAUAUCCUUGCUGAUUCUGACAAAAUCCUUUUAGUAUCUCCAAAAAAGUAACAGAAUUAUUUUUAUUUCUGUGGUUCUUUCAUAUUUAUAAUACAAGAGCUGCAAGGUUUAAAACAGGUUUAAAACAAACAGCAUUCGUUUCAGUAGGACAUGGCACAAAGCUGUCUUCUAUAAUGUUGAUUUUUUUUAAAUACACAAAGAUUGAGAUGUUCCUACGCACACAAGAUGAUGUGUGUGUGACAUUAUCCCUAAAUUCAGUAAAUCCAAAAAAAUGUCUGUUUGACUAGUAAACAUAAUUUUUUUUACUGUAUGUAUAUUUGAUACUGUAAUUUCUACAUUCACAUUUUUUUUAAACAUACAGUGAUGCAUUAAAAUUUUGGCUUGACACAACUAAAAUAGCUAACAUGUUUUUAGCAUACAUUACUGCAACAUGCCCAAAGUGGGGUCUGUGUACCAUCAGGUGAGACAGUUCCCUGAAUAAACAGAAAUAUAAGAAAUA
Micropterus salmoides (largemouth bass) is the source of this 1848-nucleotide messenger RNA. RefSeq names its product complement C1q tumor necrosis factor-related protein 2-like. Gene Ontology annotation, molecular function: protein binding. Lineage: Eukaryota; Metazoa; Chordata; Actinopteri; Centrarchiformes; Centrarchidae. The transcript is spliced from 3 exons. The record is from RefSeq and is a predicted model, not a curated record. Bases 234 to 1160 code for a protein of 308 amino acids.